This is a messenger RNA of Hevea brasiliensis (rubber tree), 806 nucleotides long. RefSeq names its product MFP1 attachment factor 1. The record is from RefSeq and is a predicted model, not a curated record. Gene Ontology annotation, biological process: lateral root development; mitotic cell cycle. The coding region runs from base 134 to 568 and encodes 144 amino acids. The transcript has a single exon. NCBI's taxonomy places the organism in Eukaryota, Viridiplantae, Streptophyta, Magnoliopsida, Malpighiales, Euphorbiaceae.
CAAGUCAAUACCUUGGACUCUGCUUGCAUAUGGCUCAUCACUUGCGAGCCAUGGCCGAGAACAAAACUUUUCAGGAACCUAUAUAUUCAGAUUCCGCUCGAACAAGCUCUGCGAGUGGACCACUUUAAACAAAAUGGUAGAAACCGAAAAGCCUCGAAAACCCAAUCCUCAAUCGCCUGAAAAACCCACUUUCUCAUUCUCCCUUCGCGUUUGGCCACCGUCGGAGAGAACACGCGACGUUGUGAUUAAACACCUCAUCGAUACCCUUUCUUCUCCAUCAUCCUUCGCUAACCGCUACGGCAUGCUUCCCUCCGAGGAGACCAUCGCGUUCGCCAAAAUCAUCGAGGAAGAGUCUUUCCUCGCCGCCGCCGCCGCCGCCGCCGCUACAUCGGCUGGCGUUGAGGCUGAUCCUUGCCGUGGAAUCGAGAUCCUUCAAGUUUAUUCCAAGGAGAUCAGCAAGAGGAUGCUGGAAAUGGUUAGGAAUAAAGCGUGUAAGCGGCAUGGUGGUGCCUUUUCUAGUGAGGAAAUGUCUCCAUCAUGUGAUUGCUUGAUUAAUUUAUCGUGUUAAAAUGUGAUUUUUAGUUUUUGGGUUUUGAUUGAUUGCAAUGUCGGUGCCGCAGAUCUGUUUUAGCCAUUGUAGGAUAUGAUAUGUGAGUCUGAAAUUGAUUUAUUGGCAUUUUAACUUUUUGAGUACGAUCAUUCUGAUUUAUUGGAGGAUUACUGAGCUCAUAAUCUUCCUGUGGAUGUUUUGAUUUUGUGAUUCCUGUGCGAAUAAAUUUAAAGGGAAAGAUUUAUGGGUUGCUUCA